AUGGAUACCACCAGUGAUGAUGCGCUAAGAAAGCGCACUUCUCAGUCCACUGCGAAAACCAACGGGCAUGACAAUAUACCCAAAACCAAUGGAGUGACGAGUGAUCUACUAAAGAAGCAUGGUCAUCCCGCAGGAGAAAUUAAGCAUGGAACAUUGACACAGAUCGUUCGGGCAAUUCUCCUGACAACAUUCUUGAAUUGUUGUACGUUCAGCAUCGCUGCCACACAAUUCCUUGGUGCGCCUCUGUAUUGGUACAACCGAGACUAUUACUACGCAUACAUGGCUCUAACAAAGCAAUCUUUUGGAAUCUGUGGCACUGCAGGUACCAAAGUAUUUGCCCCGACCAAAGUUCGAGUGAGUUGGGACCCAGAAUUAAAGGGACAAUUUCGCGUCUCGAGCACGGGUCGAUUGGAGACAUCAUUCCCAGAGAGACUGGUGUAUGUCGCCAAUCAUCAAGUCUACACAGAAUGGCUAUAUCUCUGGUGGAUAGCGUACACCAGCCGCAUGCACGGACACAUCUACAUCAUCCUCAAGGAAUCUCUCAAGUAUGUCCCAAUUCUCGGUCCUGGUAUGAUGUUUUAUGGAUUCAUCUUCAUGGCCCGGAAAUGGGUGUCAGACAAACCACGUCUACAACAUCGCCUGGAGAAAUUAAAAACUCGACAUAGCGGCCCGCUGUCCGGUUCCUCAAGUCUGGACCCCAUGUGGCUAUUGAUCUUUCCUGAAGGCACCAAUCUGUCCCGCAAUACCGUCAAAGGUAGUGCAAAGUGGGCCGAGAAGCAGGGCAUUCCCAACACCAGACAUGUACUUCUUCCACGAAGCACUGGACUGUUUUUCUGUCUGCAGCAGUUAAAAGGCACAGUUGACUGGGUGUACGAUUGUACCAUCGCGUACGAAGGCACUCCAAAAGGGGGGUUUGCCCCUGAAUACUUCACCAUUCGUUCCACCUAUCUGCAAGGCCGACCUCCCAAGUGCACGAAUAUGUACUGGCGACGAUUUGCCGUUUCCAGCAUUCCACUCUCCGACGCCAAAGAGUUUGACGAAUGGUUGCUAGCUCGAUGGCGCGAGAAGGAUGAUUUGUUGGAGCAGUGGUAUAACACAGGUCUCUUUCCAAGCGACGUCAAUUCUGCAGAUCAAUCAAAAGGUAUAUCUAAGACCGGCUUUAUUGAAACUGAAAUCAGACUCAACAGCUGGUUGGAGAUCGGUCAGAUCUUUGUCGUUCUCGCAGCUGCGGCCCUGGUGGUUAAUGUGGUUCUGAAGUUCUUUGGGUUGUUUAUGACUUUGAAAUGA
Exophiala bonariae is the source of this 1287-nucleotide messenger RNA. RefSeq lists its product as uncharacterized. The transcript has 2 exons. The record is from RefSeq and is a predicted model, not a curated record. Gene Ontology annotation, molecular function: acyltransferase activity. Gene Ontology annotation, cellular component: endomembrane system; endoplasmic reticulum. Gene Ontology annotation, biological process: phosphatidylinositol acyl-chain remodeling. NCBI's taxonomy places the organism in Eukaryota, Fungi, Ascomycota, Eurotiomycetes, Chaetothyriales, Herpotrichiellaceae. The coding region runs from base 1 to 1287 and encodes 428 amino acids.